This is a messenger RNA of Megalops cyprinoides (Indo-Pacific tarpon), 4193 nucleotides long. RefSeq names its product prostaglandin F2 receptor negative regulator-like. The transcript has 9 exons. Lineage: Eukaryota; Metazoa; Chordata; Actinopteri; Elopiformes; Megalopidae. The record is from RefSeq and is a predicted model, not a curated record. The coding region runs from base 244 to 2853 and encodes 869 amino acids.
ACCGUGUUUCGGCGUUCAAAGUGAAUCAUGCGAGCGGUCGCAGUUUACUCAGAACAGAAACGUCACGAUCGUCCAGCCAGUGGAAUUUUAAGCAAUUCCUGAUCUGGCACAACUCAAGGAAAGUUUGCGACAUUUAAUAAGCCGGUGGUAGCGGCGACACUUGGAGAAAAGCGGGGGGUUCUUUUAAAAUCCAGUGAUUGGUUCGAGUAACAAAGAAAACCCCCAAGGACAAGCCACGUCGAGAUGGAAAACACUUUCUUCCGUGUCUUGAUUUUGACUCUAACAUUUGGGUGGGUCCAUGGGAGGGUGGUCAAGGUCCCCGAGGGCCCUCUUAUCCGUGUGGAGGGGCAGGCAGUUUCGGUGCGGUGUGAUGUGUCGGACUAUGAGGGCCCACGAGAGCAGGACUUUGAGUGGAAAGUGGCACGAGGUGGCCAGUUCCUUCAGCUCGUGUCCACAUUUGACCCCUCGUACUCAGACCCUUCCAUGCAGGACCGUGUGGACAGUGGCGACAUCGCUGUGGCAAGGCUGGCUGAUGACACCGUGGAGCUCAGGAUCCGGAGUGUGCAGGCCGCAGACGGCGGCGUCUACAGCUGCAGCACCAUCAGCACCGACUCGGUCAUCAGCGGGAACUACGAAGCUGACGUGGAGCUGAAAGUGAUCAAGGACAGCGUCAAGGUGUCGCCCUCUACACCCCCGGCGGUGGUUCCGGAGGGUGGUUCCUUGGAGCUUCGCUGCAGCGUGAGUCGGGACAUCACGCAACACACGUACCUGUCUGUCAUCUGGUCUGUCAGGAAGGGGGCCACCUCUGAGGACAUCUUGACCUUUGACCCUGAAAGGGGGGUGACCACGGGGAGCAGCUUCCGCCAGCGUUAUGCAGAUGGCUGCCUGCGUCUGGAUCUGCAGGGGGGAGGAGCUUACGGCCUGAUCAUGACCGAGGCACUGCCUGGUGACCAGGGAGUGUACGUGUGCACAGCCAGAGAGUGGGCACUGGAAAAGGGGGGCACCUGGCAGAAGAUCCUGGAGCGGAGUGCGGACAUAGGGGAGGUCCAAGUCACGCCCACAGCUCAGUCGCUCAAGGUCACCCUGGAAAAGAACAGCACCCUGAGUGUGGACGACACCCUCAACCUCACCUGCUCCGUUGCGGCUGAUGGCCUGGCUGCUCUCAGCCUGGAAGUUGAAUGGUCGGUCAGCCCGGUCUCCGGGGGUGGAGCUGCUGGUCCACGGGUCUUGGUUCGCGUUGGCCAGGAUGGAGUAGUGAUGAACACGUCCCCGCUGGUGGGGGUCAGCCACCUGGGUGUGGGGGUGUUCGGGCUUGUCCUCCAUGGGGUGGACCAGUCGGCCUCGGGGCUUCACUUCUGCAGGGUGUGGGCCUGGGUCCGGCAGAGCAGCAGGGAUUGGCAUCAAGUGGCAGAGAAGACCUCCAAUCCGGUGCAGGUCCAGGUUACUCUGAUAGAACCGGAAUUUAAGGUGGCCCUCCAUGACAUCUCAAACCCGCAGUUCUCUGGGGAUCUGGCUGAGCUGGAGUGCCAGGUGACAGACGUGUCCCGCCUGCAGGGCGGGCAGCUGGGUGUGUCCUGGCAUUACACGGAGAUUACGCUGGCUGACCUGCCCACCAGCAUGCACAACAUUGCUGCGCUCGACAAGGAGGGGAACCUGAAGGCAGAGGACAGGUACCAUGAGCGUGUGGAGAAGGGGCUCCUCAUCUUGUCCAGGGUCGAACCCAACACCUUCAAGCUGAAACUCCUCCAGGCACGGGACUCUGAUAUGGGGACAUACUUCUGCACUGUGUCAGCCUGGACCCACACACGGCGUGGGGGUUGGGCCAAGGCCAAGGAGGUCGUCUCCAACCCUCUCACCAUCCACUGGGCCCCCAAAGAGCCGAAGCUCAGCGUGACUGCUGAGUCUCCGAAACUGGCUUCCUCAGCUGGGUCGACCUUCGAGAUGAGAUGUCAGGUGACUGGAGAGAACCUGCAGAACCCGGGGUACUCAGUCCUGAUCCAGGUGGAGGAGACUGGAGGGAAGACACGGAAGAUCCUGUCCCUGAGCCCGGACUCGGUUCUGCAGCUGGAGGAGUGGAACGAACCAGGCCGGGAGGAUAGCGUGGUCCUGGAGAAGAUCGGCCCGGUGCAAUUCCGCUUCCGCCUGUAUGGGGUGCAGGUGUCGGACCGGGGGUCCUACUCUUGCAGUGUCACCGCCCAUACUCGUGUUCCUGGGAACGCCUGGACCCCAGCCAUCAGCACUGAGUCCAAUAAGGUUCUGAUUAGCUUCACAGAUACAGGCCCAGCGUUCAAUGUGUCCAUUCACUCAGAAAAAAGCAACAUCAUCCCUGGGGAGACGGCCAAGAUUGAGUGCAGCAUGACUGUCCAGGGGGCAUCUCUGGAUACAGCUGACAUGUCCUACGAGGUGCGCUGGUACAAGAGCAAUGUCCCAAGCACGGGUGGCGCUGCCCUAUUGGGCAGCAUGGACCGCUGGGGUGUGGUGCGGAAGAGCCUGGGGAAUGGCAGCAGCGACUACAGCCUGGAGCGGAUGGAUGUGUGGCACUUCAGCCUCAGCAUCCACAGCGCCCAGGACAUUGACGGCGGUGAAUACCACUGCUCUGGCACCCCCUGGAUCCGCUCCCCGGCUGGCAUCUGGACCAGGGGGCAGGAUCUGACCUCCAGCAGUGUCUUCCUCUCAGUCAACUUAGCAUUGUGGGACUCCCUAAAGCUGCCUCUGCUGUAUGGGGUUGCUGCCUCUCUGGGUGCAGGGCUCCUCUCCCUCCUCCUGGGGUGGGUCUGUGCUAGCUGCUGCUGCCAAAAUGCCACACACUCCCCCCGUUCCCACAAUGGGCUCAUGGACCUGGAGAUGGACUGAGACACAGGAACCAACCUGGGCACCACAAUGAUCGAUAGGUUCAAGGGGCUGGUGGUCUGUCCUGCCCAGUUGCCUUAUGACUGCAUCAAUGUGAAAAGGUAAUCCAGGAGCUGACUUUGGCUACAUGAGGACAGCUACACUGAACUCUUAUUAAUGACUCAUUGCACUGCACUCUGGAACAUCUCACUGCCAGAAGGAAAGGUUACAUUAGCAUUUGUUUAAAACAAAAAAAUAAAACAACACUCAGCAUGAAUCCAAAUAAGAAUUGUCCUCCAGAGUUCUGAGUAGAGUGAGCUUUGGAUGAAUAUUGAUGAUUGAGGGCAGCAGAGGGGGAGAGCACUGCUUGAACAACCAGAGCAGCAGAAAGGGCCACUUCCAGCCCUGCUCCCAGUUCUUUAACCGGCCGUACCUUUCGCUCUGUUUCUGAGCUGCUGUUGGCUGUUUCCCGCCGUGACCAUGGCUGGGUCCCUGGCCCCGUUUGCAGUUAUUCAUUCAGUGUUGUAACAUCUGACUGCCACCACAGAGACCCCACCCCAGGACCUGACAGCCUCCUUCUCUGAGCACUGAGCGCACACAUCUGCAAAUUACAGCUGCUGUGUGGCACAUCCUUCCUGCUGCAGUCUCCCAUGUGACGAGUAACCUUCUCACUCCUUACCUCCUGGAUCUACAUAUGAUUCUCUGGUGCUGAUUGAUUCACCGGUCAGCUGAUGGACUGACCGACACAGUACCUUGAAUCCCAUUGAGGCGCUGGGCCUCAUCAAACAGCACGACUCACAACAAAGGCUUUUCUAAUCCUCCAGCAGGUGGGGCUGAGAUUUGCUGACCUCCCUCGCCUGGCUGUUUGCAAUAGCGCCUCUCUUUUGCAAGGGGGCUAUUAAAUAACCAUGCUAAGCACUGGAACAAAGCGCGCCCCUCUGCCCUUUUUUUUUUUUGCACAAGGCUUUUUGAGCACUCAAUAAGCUAUCUUUGCACACAAUGCCACCUGCCCACUCUACACACAAUCUUGCAGGCAUGCACACACAUACACUGCGUGUUUGUGCAUGUUCUCAUGGAUGCGUAAACAAAACACCCCGUGUGAGUGGACUAGCUGUUGCUCUGUGUGCUUUUGAGGACAAAAGCCGGGACUCGGCCAAUAUCUGGAGGAGGGCCAUGCGACUGGCCUGCAGGAGUGCACCAGUCUUGGGGAAAUGGCAUCUGGAUUUAGUGACGUUCACAUGGAGGCUGGACCCUCUUCUGCAUGCGUGCAGUCUGCUUCACCUGUAAUGCAUAUUACCCAAAGGGGGUUUGCUUGCUUUUUAAAUUGGGUCAUUAUAUUUUGUUGUUUUUAAAUAUUUUGUAGC